ACCAAUGGGACAAACUGAAAGAGGGAUGGACGGACAGAGAAGAAAGCCAUAGUUUUAUUUUACAAACCGUUAGGGGACUAAUAACGAAAUUAUAUGAUAAGAAAUUAUUACUAUAUAUUUUGGAGGAUAGGGAUAUCAACCACAAAAGUGGACUGUACAUAUGCAUCAUCGCGCUUCGUGCAUUAAUGCAGUUGUCGCACGCGUAUAAUUGUUUCUGUAAAUAUGUCGAUCUUCCAAACAAUGAGUUGAUUUCUACUGACGUAAUCGUAUAAAACAAACAAAAUACACAUACACACACAUACAUCUUACCGCUGCACUGAGAAUUUAAAUUCAGAGAGAUCUGCAAAUACACCAAAACCCCAAUUCCUGUUACGACCAGCAACAUGGCGUCUAUAUUAGAGAGGGAUCUUCUAAUACAAGAAGACGCACUUCAGUUACUAUAUAUAAUAACCAUCCAGUAAGACGUUUAAAUUUCUUGGUUACGAAAUUUGUGACCUCUUCUCAUGUGACGGGGUGGCACUGUCCCACUUUGAGAAUCUUUUCCUGCAAGGUGAACAGUGUUGAACAGGCUGCUAUAGGAAUUGAAUGCAACAAACAUACGAAACACAUUCUCCGCUGUGUGACUCUCCAACGAUUCUUCACGUGUGAUAAUCUAGAUCGUCAAAAAGCGAUGGCAACAAAGCAUAUACUAAUCGUGGCCUUUCUUGGUUUGUGCAUUCAAAGCACAUUAUCAUUUUAUUAUGCACAGUUUCCUACGGAUUUCGCUUGGGGAGCCUCUACCUCCGCUUAUCAAACAGAAGGAGCUUGGAAUGAAGGUGGUCGUGGAGAAAGUAUCUGGGAUAGAUUUUCCAAAGUAUCGGGAAAUAUAAGAGACGGAUCAAACGGAGAUAAGGCUAGCGACUCUUAUCACAAAUUCAAGGAGGAUGUCCAGUUACUGAAACAGCUAGGGGUAACCCAUUACCGAUUCUCGAUUUCCUGGAGCCGAGUUAUGCCAAAUGGUACAUUGAGUUCUAAAAAUGACGAGGGCAUAAAAUUCUACAAAAAUCUGGUACAAGAGUUAAAGACCAAGAACAUAGAACCAGUGGUGACCCUCUACCACUGGGACUUACCACAGGCUCUUCAGGAUAUCGGUGGAUGGGGAAAUAGCGCGAUUAUCUCUCGUUUUGAAGAAUAUUCCAAAGUGAUGUUUCAAGAACUCGGUUCCCAGGUCAAAAUGUGGAUUACCAUCAAUGAACCCUAUGACAUUGCUUGGUACGGAUAUGGAACAGGAAGUCAAGCCCCUGGAAUGAAGGACCCCGGUACUAAACCGUAUAUGGUUGGUCACAACUUGAUUUUAGCGCACGUCAAAGCGUACAAGCUUUAUAAAUCAUUAUCUGGACAAGGUGGUAAAAUAGGAAUCGCACUUAACUCGGAAUGGAAAAUGCCAAAAACAAGCAAACAUGCAGACAUACAAGCCGCAGAUAGAGCAAAAGACUUUAUGAUUGGUUGGUUUGCAAACCCAAUAUUUGGAGAUGGAAAUUACCCAGAGAUAAUGAGAACCAGAGUAGGAACACGUCUUCCAACUUUCACUUUCGAUCAGAUGAGGGAAAACAGAGGUUCCUCCGACUUUUUUGGAGUCAACCACUAUACGACAAAACUUGUUGAGGAUAGUCCAUCAAUGGUAACUGGUAACAGUUAUGCUAAAGACCUCGGCGUGAAGGAAUCAUUUGACCCGACAUGGGAUGGACCAAACGACAAGAAAAUUUACCCUGAAGGAAUUCGAGAAGUUCUGAAAUACAUCAAUACAACGUAUAAUCAUCCUGUUGUCUACGUCACAGAAAAUGGUGUUGGUGACUGUGGAACACUUCUAGAUCAGAUUCGCGUGAACUUUCUCAGGAAUUACAUUGACCAGGUUCUAACUGCAACUGUCAUGGACAAGGUUAAUGUUAAGGGCUACUUUGUGUGGUCUUUGAUUGACAAUUUUGAGUGGGGUGCUGGUUAUACCAAGAAAUAUGGACUUUAUAAAGUUGACUUCGAGAGGGAUGGUCGCGAUAGAACUGCCAAGGCCUCGGCAAACUUCUACAGAGACGUCAUCAGUCACAAUGGAUUCCCGACUGAUUGGAAGACAUCUGACACGAUGAAUUACAUCAAACAAGAUUUAGAUGACCGUGAUGACUUCAUUAUGGGACAGUUUCCACACGGGUUUGCAUGGGGCGCAGCCACUUCCGCUUAUCAAAUCGAAGGUGGAUGGAAUGAAGACGGAAAGGGACCCAGUAUUUGGGAUGUCAGGUCACACAAAGGUGAAAUAGCAUUUCAGCAAACAGGGGACAUUGCGUGCGACAGUUACCAUAAAUAUAAAGAUGAUGUCCAAAUGCUUGUCCAUCUUGGGGUUUCUCAUUACCGAUUCUCCAUUGCCUGGAGUCGUGUCAUGGCGGAUGGUACUCUUCACACCAUCAACAGUAAAGGCAUCGAGUAUUAUAAUAACUUGAUCAAUGAACUUUUAGCCAAUAAUAUACAGCCUAUGGUGACGUUGUAUCAUUGGGACCUGCCCCAGGCUUUACAAGAUAUAGGGGGCUGGCAAAAUGAUAAGAUCAUCGAAUACUUCAACGACUAUGCCAGACUCUGCUUUUCUUCCUUCGGUGACCGAGUUAAAUUGUGGAUAACAUUUAACGAGGCCUUUGUGAUAUCCUGGCUGGGCUACGGUAUCGCAGCAUUUGCCCCAGGAGUAUACAGUCCUGACACUGGUACCUAUGAGGUGACCCACAACAUCAUCCGUUCCCACACCAGAGCCUACCGUACCUACGAAAGCACUUUCAAGUCCAUUCAACAUGGACAAGUUGGCAUAACUCUUGACUGUGACUGGAAAGAACCCCAAACAGAAACCACCACCAGUCGAUACGCGGCAGAGCGAGCCCUCCAGUUUAAGCUCGGUUGGUUUGCCAAUCCCAUCUUCGGGAAUGGAGACUAUCCUUCAGUCAUGAAAAGGAGAGUAGCGGACAAAAGUAGACGCCAGGGGUAUCCAAAAUCUCGCCUACCCGAAUUUACUUCAGAGGAGAUUCAACAGAACAGAGGUGCAUUUGAUUUCCUUGGCCUAAAUCAUUACACAACUAAUCUUGUACGUGAAGAUAUUCGGGACAUUAAUUGGCACAGUUAUGAGAGUGAUCAAGACAUCGAUACUUCAGAGGAUCCGUGCUGGAACACGACUGAAUCCGGUUGGUUACGUGUGAAUCCAUGGGGAAUUCGCAGAUUGUUAAAAUGGGUCAAGGAUCGCUAUGACAACCCACCUGUUUAUGUCACCGAAAAUGGCGUAUCUGACAAAGGCGAACUUAUGGACUAUUCAAGAGCCAGAUAUUACACCCGCUACGUUAACGAGAUCCUGAAGGCUAUAAGACGUGACGGAUGUGACGUCAGAGGGUACAUGGCGUGGGCUUUGAUGGAUAAUAUGGAGUGGACCAGUGGCUACACCCAGAAAUUCGGACUCUAUCAUGUGAACUUUGAUGACCCCAAAAGACCGCGUACAGCGAAACACUCAGCUUCUGUGUUCAGCAAAAUAAUCAGAGAUAAUGGAUUCGGCUAUUUAUAGACUUUCAUAGAGCAUUACGUGUAUCUAUAUAUAGUCCCUAUAGUGAAUCAGAAAAUGUGAGAAAAGCUCAACUGUAACAAUAUGCUUAAUUACAUGUAUUCAUACUUUAUAUGUCAAUAGAAACUACUAGAACUGCUGUUGUUGUCGAAACCAAAAUUCUAUGCAUUCAAAAUAUUGCAAUAAAAUUUUAUUUCCAUUUGA
Ostrea edulis (European flat oyster) is the source of this 3763-nucleotide messenger RNA. RefSeq names its product cytosolic beta-glucosidase-like. The record is from RefSeq and is a predicted model, not a curated record. NCBI's taxonomy places the organism in Eukaryota, Metazoa, Mollusca, Bivalvia, Ostreida, Ostreidae. The transcript has 16 exons. Gene Ontology annotation, molecular function: beta-glucosidase activity. The coding region runs from base 671 to 3562 and encodes 963 amino acids. Gene Ontology annotation, biological process: carbohydrate metabolic process.